CCACCCGGCCCAACGCCCUCCACCACCCGGCCCACCCGGCCCACCGGCCUCCAGCUCCACCGCACCGGCCGCCCACCGGCCUCCCCGCCCACUGGUCUCCAGCAUGUGGGCCUCCCUGCGCGCCAUCACCAGCAGCCGCUUGAUGUUUUGGUGGGGCCGGAGGUCGCAGGCGGUGGCCAUGAGUUCGCGGCACAGCUACAGCAGGGAGGAGCGCGGGGAGCUGCACAGGCCGAGCUACCUCCUCUACCUGAAGAACUCUGAUGGUAAAUACAUUUCCCCUCUCCAUGAUAUUCCUCUGUAUGAUGAGGUUGACAAGGCCCUCUUUAAUAUGGUUGUAGAAAUUCCACGUUGGAAAAAUGCUAAAAUGGAGAUUGCUACAAAAAUGCCUCUGAACCCUAUUAAACAAGAUGUGCAAAAAGGCGAAGUACGUUUUGCAGCAAAUAUCUUUCCUUACAAUGGCUAUAUUUGGAACUAUGGAGCAUUACCACAGACCUGGGAAGAUCCCUGCCAUAAAGAUCCGAAUACAAAUUACUGUGGUGAUAAUGAUCCAAUUGAUGUCUGUGACAUCGGGUCAAAGGUGUGUUCUCAUGGUGAUGUAAUUCAGGUAAAAGUGCUGGGAGCUUUGGCUCUUAUUGAUGAAGGGGAAAUGGACUGGAAAAUUAUUGCUAUUAACCAGGAGGACCCAGACGCACAGAUAUUUAAUGACAUUGAUGAUGUCAGGAGGUACAAACCAGGCUACUUGGAGGCCACAGUUAAUUGGUUUAGAUUGUACAAGGUUCCUGAUGGAAAACCAGAAAACCAGUUGGGUUUCAAUGGAGAAUUCAAAGACCGGGAAUUUGCACUUGGAGUCAUUAUGUCUACACAUCAAUAUUGGUGUUCGUUAAUCUACAACAAGACUGAAGGAGGUGAUAUUAAUUGCAAAAAUGUGUCAAUUAGAGACAGUCCUUUCUACUGUAGUCAUGAAGAAGCAAAAUCACUUGUGCUUUCAGCACCGGAAUAUGUUAAACCAAGCCCUAUACCAGAGGAAGUGAACAAAUGGCAUUUCAUCAAGAACUAAACAGUGAUCACACAUCAUAUUAAAGAACAUAUGCUGUUUCAUUGUUGCAAAUUAUCUCAGAUAUCUGGAAGCAGAAAUUCCUGAAAUUAAUCUACAGUGCAGAUUACAGAAUGGUCAAGGAAAAGUCUUGAUGUACAAUCAGCCAUGAACAAUGUUUGAUGAUCAAUACUCUCAUGCAAGCUAAGAGACAUAUUGCCCACUUUACAUUUGUCAAAGAUCAAUCUUUUUUGUUUAAUCCUUCGAAUAUAAGUGAUUAUUUUGGUUAUCACUUUUACAAUUCCUUGUGAUAAUAUAUUUUGCAAAUAAAAAUGCACUUUGAUUCAUUUUUCAUUAUCCUAGUCAAAAGCUACAUAUAGCGUAUUUUUUAAUCACUAUGCAGGUACUUAACUAGUUAUUUAAAGGCACCUUCAGGAUACUUCUGUUCAAAAAGUUUGUAGGAAUAAUUUUGUUAGUAUCUAUUUGUUGCUCUUUGUUAUCAGAAAACUUCAGAAAUUCAUGUGUACCCAAUUUAUGAUUUCAUGGCCAUUGCCCAUUGUAAAAUCAAUGCCUAAGAAUUAUGGAUAGUCUUUUCCAUUGCUCCUCAAACAGCUGGCCAGAAAUCAAACCACUGGUGAGAGCUCUUAAAUUGUCUUCAUGGAUUCUAUUCCUAGUCCUGAUGUUUAAAGCAACCAUUUUACAUCAGGCUUGAGGUAAUCUGCAUUUUGUACAGAAGUGAAUGAUAGAUGACACUGGAUUAACUGCCUGUCACAGAGCUCUUCUGAUUUUUAUUUGCAUUGAACUCAGUUUACAUUAACAUUUAGAGAGGUGCGUAAAGGGUAGUUAUGUAUUAUUAUUCUGCAUUAUCCCUAAUGUCAAAAUCGGUCCCAGAGUCUAGGAAUAGAGUAAUUAUAUAAAAAUGAAGACAUUUUAAUUUAAUGUUACCUCACUAACAUCUAAAUCUUAGUUUAGUCUGUCUAUUGCUCAUUCUUGCUUUGAAAAUAAAAAAAUGAAAUUCCAAAAGUGAUUUGUUUUAAAUCAGUAUGUAUGAUCACUUCCCUUGUUAAAGAGCUAUUAAAAACAAGUAAUGUCACAUAGAGUCAUAGAGUGAUACAGCGUGGAAACAUUUUGUAAUUAUUAUCAAAGAUUGUACAAUAAAGAUAUUUGUUUAUAUUGUA
Messenger RNA from Amblyraja radiata (thorny skate), 2211 nucleotides. Its product is annotated as inorganic pyrophosphatase-like. Bases 104 to 1057 code for a protein of 317 amino acids. The transcript is spliced from 11 exons. The record is from RefSeq and is a predicted model, not a curated record. Gene Ontology annotation, biological process: phosphate-containing compound metabolic process. Gene Ontology annotation, cellular component: cytoplasm. NCBI's taxonomy places the organism in Eukaryota, Metazoa, Chordata, Chondrichthyes, Rajiformes, Rajidae. Gene Ontology annotation, molecular function: magnesium ion binding; inorganic diphosphate phosphatase activity.